UGGAGGUGUGUUACUGAGUAGACAGUGAUGUUUUCUUUGGCAGCAGGUAAAGGAAUAUUGCAAAACCAAACAGGUGAGAGAGCAGAGGAGUGAUGAAUGAAUAAAUACCAAGAAAGGCAGCGGACAGAGAUCCAAGUGUGGACUUCCUGCUAGAAGCCUUCAUUCCUCUGUGUCUCCUGAGUCCUGUGUGCCUACUUUAUCCUCUGUGAAUAGAGGCCAGGUUCUCUCUGUUUCAGACUGUCUGUGCCUGUCCUCUGAAAGCCAUGUGGUUCUACCUGGUUGCUCUAGGGGGCCUGUGGACCCUCCUGCGCUUGAUCAGGGAGAGGCAGGUGGUGAGCCAUCUCCAAGACAAGUAUGUCUUCAUCACAGGCUGUGACUCGGGCUUUGGGAACCUGCUGGCCAGACAGCUGGACAGGAGGGGCAUGAGGGUGCUGGCUGCAUGUCUGACAGAGAAGGGAGCUGAGGAGCUGAGGAACAAUACAUCGGACAGGCUGGAGACAGUGAUCCUUGAUGUCACCAAGACAGAGAGUAUUGUGGCAGCCACUCAGUGGGUGAAGGAGCGUGUUGGGAACAGAGGACUCUGGGGCCUGGUCAACAAUGCUGGCAUCUCCAUCCCUUCGGGUCUCAAUGUGCUCCUGAAGAAAGAGCAUUUUGCAAAGAUCCUGGAUGUGAACCUGUUGGGCGUGAUCGAGGUGACUCUGAGCAUGCUGCCGUUAGUGAGGAAGGCAAAGGGCCGAGUGGUCAAUGUUUCCAGCAUCUUGGGUCGAUUGUGUUUGUUUGGCGGUGGUUAUUGUAUCUCCAAGUAUGGUGUAGAGGCCUUCUCAGACUCCAUCAGGAGGGAGCUCUCCUAUUUUGGAGUGAAGGUGGCUAUUAUAGAGCCUGGCUUCUUCCAGACUGCCAUUUCCAGUGGUGACAGGCAUGUGUCACAAAUCAAGAUGCUGUGGGACCAGGCCAGCUCAGAAGUCAAGGAGAUCUAUGGCGAGAAGUUUUUGUUAGCCUAUGAAAAAACUGUAAAGUUAUUGGACAAACUGUCCACCUCGGACCUCUCCUUGGUGACGAACUGCAUGGAGCAUGCGCUGACUUCCCGUUACCCUCGGACCCGCUACUCAGCUGGUUGGGAUGCCAAGCUUUUCUACAUCCCUGUGAGCUACCUGCCCACCCGUCUUGCAGAUGCCAUCUUAUUCUGGACCUCCAUGAAGCCUGAAAAAGCUCUGUGAAGCCUGCAUCUGUUUCUGUUUUGGGAGAUGGUUCUUCCAAUGGAAGACUGCACAUGUGGAUGGUGAAGGAUAUGUAGUGCAAACAGAACCGGCCUCAGCUCAGAUAUUCUUGAUUCACUAGCCAAAGGUAAUGCUUUAGCUGCUAACCUUACAAAACUAAUUACUUUGCCUCAGGUUGAGCUUGCUCAGAGAUAACAUCAUCAAAAUAGUAUAAGUUGAAGAAAACUAUUUAGAUUAACAAGAGAAGCUGCUCAUAAAUCAUUAAGCAAUGUUAUAGAUGCUCAUAAUAUUUAUCUGUACCUC
Molecule: messenger RNA, 1520 nt
Organism: Arvicola amphibius (Eurasian water vole)
Lineage: Eukaryota; Metazoa; Chordata; Mammalia; Rodentia; Cricetidae
Product: retinol dehydrogenase 16-like
Exons: 5
Coding region: 264-1217 (317 amino acids)
Molecular function (GO): oxidoreductase activity
Source: RefSeq, a predicted model, not a curated record